Pistacia vera is the source of this 696-nucleotide messenger RNA. RefSeq names its product ribonuclease H2 subunit C. The transcript is spliced from 5 exons. Gene Ontology annotation, biological process: RNA catabolic process. The record is from RefSeq and is a predicted model, not a curated record. Bases 92 to 598 code for a protein of 168 amino acids. Gene Ontology annotation, cellular component: ribonuclease H2 complex. Lineage: Eukaryota; Viridiplantae; Streptophyta; Magnoliopsida; Sapindales; Anacardiaceae.
UGGACAACAAAGGCCAACUUAUUUUGGCGCAAAAGUUGAAAAAGUUAGGGUUAGGGUUUAGUUUACUGUGAGACAAUCAAAACCCAAAAUAAUGGAAGGAGAGAGAGUUGAUUCAUCGUUAGGGUUCAUAAACCUAAGACCUAACAAUGGCGACGAAAGCUCGGCGGUGAAUCUGAGCGGUCAGGUUCACCAACUCCCUUGCUGCAUCAAAUACGACGGUCCCUGCCCCGUUUCUCACUACUUCAGACCCAAAUCCACCGGGAUUGAAGUUGAUGGAUUGAAAGUUGAAGAAGCUCAUUUUAGAGGAAGAAAGUUGCAGGGUGUAACAAUUUCACUUCCAGAUGGCUACUCUGGCUUUGUUCUGGGAAAGAAAAGUACUGGCAAGAGAAAAGUUUCUGACACGUCUGAAGAGAACUCAACCUGUUGGGAGACGAAUGCAAGGUUUGAUAAACUAACAUAUUGGAAUCAUGACACAUGUCCUACAAAAGAUGAUGUUUUCUUGCGUUCGUUCCAUUGGUUCACCAUUUCAGAAGCACUCCACAAGCCGGUGACAGCUGAAGAUCUGGUUUCUUCAUCAAUUACUCUGAAAAAAAGUUGAUGUAUUGAUUAAGGUAGUAUAAAAGGAGGAUGUUGUAUUUGUAAUAUUCUGCCAUUGUUUUUCUGUCUUACUUCUAAAUAUUUCUGUUUAUAAUCAAC